AGUCUGGGGCGAGAGCUUAAGUGAGCACACACGGAUGCUUAGGCAGUAGUGCUGGCGGUGGCGGCGCAGCAGCAGUGGCGGUGGCGGUGGCUGCAGAGGUGGCAGGAGAGAGGCGAGGAAAGGAAGGAGGAGGGCCUCCGAGGGCUGUGCACGCUCACACUUUCAAGUUCCCUAGGAGGGAGUGGAGGUGGGGCUGCAGCAAGAGGAGGCCAGGAGAAGUCCUGUCUGUCCUGCCCGUUCUGCCCCCUCUUCCUCUUGCUCCCUGCUCUCUGGCUGUGCCAGAGUUGAGGAUUCGGGUAGCCAUACGUGGCAGUGAAGGCAAGAGAGCCAGGGGUGCAGGGGAAGAUGCCCAUCCUGCUGUUCCUGAUAGACACAUCUGCCUCUAUGAACCAGCGCACUGACCUAGGCACUUCGUAUUUGGACAUUGCCAAAGGCGCUGUGGAGUUAUUCUUGAAGCUGCGCGCCCGCGAUCCAGCCAGCCGCGGCGACAGGUACAUGCUUGUCACCUACGACGAACCUCCGUACUGCAUCAAGGCUGGUUGGAAGGAAAGUCAUGCAACGUUUAUGAAUGAAUUAAAAAAUCUUCAGGCUUCUGGAUUGACUACUCUUGGUCAGGCUCUGAGAUCUUCAUUUGAUUUGUUAAAUCUUAAUCGAUUAAUAUCUGGAAUAGACAAUUAUGGACAGGGGAGAAAUCCAUUUUUUCUAGACCCAUCUAUGUUAAUCACCAUCACCGAUGGAAAGAAGUUAACAAGCACAGCUGGUGUUCAAGAAGAGCUUCAUCUUCCCUUGAAUUCUCCUCUGCCUGGAAGCGAACUAACCAAAGAACCUUUUCGUUGGGAUCAAAGAUUAUUUGCCUUGGUGUUACGUUUGCCUGGAGUGGCUUCUACUGAACCGGAGCAAAUAGGAAGUGUACCAACUGAUGAAUCCGCCAUCACACAGAUGUGUGAAGUCACAGGAGGUCGCUCCUACUGUGUUAGAACACAAAGAAUGUUAAACCAGUGUUUAGAAUCUCUGGUUCAAAAGGUUCAGAGUGGUGUUGUUAUUAAUUUUGAAAAAACAGGACCAGAUCCACUUCCUGUUGGAGAAGAUGGACUUAUGGAUUCAUCAAGGCCAAGCAAUUCAUUUGCUGCUCAGCCAUGGCAUAGUUGUCAUAAACUCAUUUAUGUACGACCUAACUCUAAAACUGGUGUUCCUGUUGGACAUUGGCCGAUUCCAGAAUCCUUUUGGCCAGAUCAGAAUUUACCUUCACUACCUCCACGAACGUCUCAUCCUAUUGUGAAGUUCUCCUGUAUAGAUUGUGAACCAAUGGUAAUAGACAAACUACCCUUUGACAAAUAUGAACUUGAACCUUCGCCUUUAACUCAAUACAUCUUGGAACGAAAGUCUCCCCAUACUUGCUGGCAGGUAUUUGUUACUAGCAGCGGGAAGUACAAUGAACUUGGGUUUCCAUUUGGUUAUUUAAAAGCCAGUACCACUUUAACUUGUGUAAACCUCUUUGUGAUGCCUUACAACUACCCAGUUUUACUUCCUCUUUUAGAUGACUUGUUUAAAGUUCACAAGCUUAAGCCAAAUCUGAAGUGGCGACAGGCUUUUGACAGCUACUUAAAAACUCUGCCUCCAUACUACUUAUUACCAUUAAAGAAAGCACUAAGGAUGAUGGGAGCUCCAAAUCUGAUAUCAGAUAAUUUAGAUUGUGGACUUAGUUACAGUGUUAUCUCUUACCUUAAAAAACUCAGCCAACAGACCAAACUAGAGUCAGAACGAAUACUAGCAUCAGUGGGGAAGAAACCUCCCCAGGAAAUUGGAAUCAGAGUGAAAAAUCAUUCUACAGGUGGUGUGCCCUUGACUCACAAUACAAACUUUAGAAAGCUAUUGAAAGAAAUCACAGGGGAAACUGCACCAAGACUGACAGAAUUUAAUACCAAAGAAUUUGCUGGCUUUCAAGUAGGGCUUUUAAACAAGGAUUUGAAACCUCAGACGUAUAGAAAUGCUUAUGAUAUUCCACGUAGAGAUCUUUUAGACCAGUUAACCAGAAUGAGAUCAAAUCUACUGAAAGUACACAAGUUCAUAGUUGGACAAGAUGAAGAUGCCCUUCAUAGUGUUCCAGUUGCCCAAAUGGGCAACUAUCAGGAGUAUCUGAAGACUCUGGCUUCUCCACUACGAGAGAUUGACCCAGAUCAACCGAAAAGACUGCACACUUUUGGCAACCCAUUUAAACAAGAUAAGAAGGGAAUGAUGAUUGAUGAAGCAGAUGAGUUUGUGGCAGGGCCACAAAAUAAAGUCAAGCGUCCUGGAGAACCCAAUAAUCCUAUGUCAUCUAAGAGAAGGCGGAGCAUGUCCCAGCUGUUGAGGAAACCACAAGCCCCGCCUCCUGUAAUUAACCAUGUGGGUGGAAAGGAGCCAUCCUCAGCGUUGUGGUUCCCAUCUUAUCCAAACCUCAUAAAAUCUACUGUUGGACAUUCAGAUAUUGUUACUCACGAUGCCCAUGAGGAGAAGAUGGAAAAUGGUCAAAGCCCUCCUGUUGGAUUCUCACCAAAAUCUGCCCUGCCAGAGCUGAUGAGUGUGACAAGAGAUGGUUUUCCCCACAACCUACCACAUUCUUUACCAGAUGACCUCACUCGGCCUGGCAAAGAAGGGGUGACACACAUGCCUGUUGGUAAUGCACCUGUAGGAAAAGCCAAAAAUCACAAUUUCUGCAGAGAUGACCGAAAAGUUACAGUUCCAUCAACUUUUGAAACCGUGUCAAAUAGAACACAAAUAACUCCAGCUAUGGCACAAGGAAUUAAUGCUGACAUAAAACAUCAGCUAAUGAAGGAAGUUCGAAAGUUUGGGCGAAAGUAUGAAAGAAUUUUCGUUUUGCUUGAAGAAGUGCAAGGACCUCUGGAGAUGAAGAAGCAGUUUGUUGAAUUUACCAUCAAGGAAGCUGCAAGAUUUAAAAGACGAGUUUUAAUUCAGUAUCUUGAGAAGGUACUUGAAAAAAUAGAUUCCUGCCACCUUCUCAACAGCGUUAAUCACAUCAAUAGCAGAUCAUCAUGUUGAUGCAAAGAUUGGUGAGAAAACAGGAUUGGUCCUGCGGGAUGAAGUGGGUCAGGACAGCUGCCUUCCAGAGGAUAAGAAUAAUGGAGAGUUUCUCAUUUGUUUUUCUUAUUUGACAG
Messenger RNA from Ochotona curzoniae (black-lipped pika), 3155 nucleotides. RefSeq names its product integrator complex subunit 6-like. Lineage: Eukaryota; Metazoa; Chordata; Mammalia; Lagomorpha; Ochotonidae. The transcript has 18 exons. Gene Ontology annotation, cellular component: integrator complex. The coding region runs from base 346 to 3039 and encodes 897 amino acids. Gene Ontology annotation, biological process: snRNA 3'-end processing. The record is from RefSeq and is a predicted model, not a curated record.